UGCACUGCGGUAAUAUGGCUCUUCCUUAGCCAGCGGCGGCGGCCGGCGGUGGGGUAGAGUGGCUCUGCCUCUCGGGUGACUGGUUUCUGGGCUGCAGGGGCUCAGCGGGUCGUGACUAGGCGGUGGUGGCGGAUGCCGGAGGAGCGCCGGCCCCGCCGCUUGGCGGCUCCCGGGUCAAGAUGAGCGCUUCAGCGUCGGUCGGGGGCCCGGUCCCCCCGCCGCCCCCGGGCCCGGCCGCCGCGCUGCCUCCCGGUUCUGCCGCGCGGGCCCUGCAUGUGGAGCUGCCGUCUCAGCAGCGACGUCUUAGACAUCUUCGGAACAUUGCUGCCCGGAACAUUAUUAAUAGGAAUGGCCAUCAACUCCUUGAUACCUACUUCACACUUCACUUGUGUAACACUGAAAAGGUAUAUAAAGGGAUCGAACCCGUGCCCCCUGCAUUAGAAGCGCAGAGUCUUAACCACUGGAUCGCCAGGGAAGUCCCAGAUGGCAUUAUUUUAAAAAGAGAAUUUUAUAGGAGUGAAGUGAUUAAGAAUUCCUUGAAUCCAACAUGGCGGAGUCUUGAUUUUGGAAUAAUGCCGGACCGUCUUGAUACAUCUGUGUCUUGUUUCGUGGUGAAGAUUUGGGGUGGAAAGGAGGAUAUCUACCAGCUGUUGAUUGAAUGGAAAGUCUGUUUGGAUGGGCUGAAAUAUUUGGGUCAGCAGGGUUAUUCAAAUGCUCAGAAGAGUAUUCUUCUUCAGGUGGAUCAGAACUGUGUUCGCAAUUCUUACGAUGUCUUCUCUUUGCUGCGGCUUCAUAGAGCCCAGUGUGCAAUUAAACAGACUCAGGUAACUGUUCAGAAAAUUGGAAAGGAAAUUGAAGAAAAACUAAGACUCACAUCUACAAGCAAUGAGCUGAAAAAAGAAAGUGAGUGCCUGCAGUUAAAAAUUUUGGUGCUUCGAAAUGAACUGGAAAGACAGAAGAAAGCUUUGGGACGGGAGGUGGCAUUACUGCAUAAGGAACAAAUUGCAUUACAGGACAAAGGAAGUGCAUUUUCGGCUGAGCACCUCAAGCUUCAACUCCAGAAGGAAUCCCUAAAUGAGCUGAGGAAGGAGUGUACUGCGAAAAGAGAACUCUUUCUGAAGACUAAUGCCCAGUUGACAAUUCGUUGCAGGCAAUUACUAUCUGAGCUUUCCUACAUUUACCCUAUUGAUUUGAAUGAGCAUAAGGAUUACUUUGUAUGUGGUGUCAAGUUGCCUAAUUCUGAGGACUUCCAAGCAAGAGAUGAUGGAAGCAUUGCUGUUGCCCUUGGUUACACUGCACAUUUGGUAUCAAUGAUUUCCUUUUUCCUACAAGUGCCCCUCAGAUAUCCUAUAAUUCAUAAGGGAUCUAGAUCAACAAUCAAAGAUAAUAUUAAUGACAAGCUGACUGAAAAGGAGAGAGAGUUUCCAUUAUACCCAAAAGGAGGGGAGAAGUUGCAGUUUGAUUACGGUGUCUAUCUUCUGAACAAAAAUAUAGCACAGCUAAGAUAUCAACAUGGACUAGGGACUCCAGACUUGAGGCAAACCCUCCCUAACCUGAAAAACUUCAUGGAGCAUGGACUAAUGGUCAGGUGCGACAGACAUCACACCUCCAGUGCAAUCCCUGUUCCAAAGAGACAAAGCUCCAUGUUUGGGGGUGUAGAUGUAGGCUUCUCUGGAGGGAUGCCUUCACCAGACAAAGGACACCGGAAACGGGCCAGCUCAGAGAAUGAGAGACUCCAGUACAAAACCCCUCCCCCCAGUUACAGCUCAGCAUUAGCCCAGCCUGUGACCACCGUCCCCUCCACAGGAGAAUCUGAGAGAAAGACAACAUCUCUGUCUUCCUCCUUGGACACCUCCUUGGACUUCUCCAAAGAAAACAAGAAAAAAGGGGUAGAUCUGGGUGACAGCUUCCAUGGAGGCCAUGUGGGUGUGAACACUAGCCAGGAACAGGGACAGGCCCUCCCGGGGCCUCCAGCCACAGUCAACGGCACCCUCCUGCCCAGCGAGCAGGCCGGCUCCUCCAGCGCCCAGCUUCCCGGGGGAUUCCACCCGGUCUCCGAAGCCGAGCUCUGCUGUACCGUGGAGCAAGCAGAAGAGAUCAUCGGGAUGGAAGCCACAGGCUUCACCUCAGGCGAUCAGCUGGAAGCAUUUAACUGCAUCCCCGUGGACAGUGCCGUGGCAGUGGAGUGUGACGAACAAGUUCUGGGAGAAUUUGAAGAGUUCUCCCGAAGGAUCUAUGCACUGAACGAAAAUGUAUCCAGCUUCCGCCGGCCACGCAGGAGUUCUGAUAAGUGAAGCGAGUGGACAGACGGUAGGACCAGGACAGAGUCACUGCUUGAAAUGAGGAUAAAGCUGCACUGGUUACCCUUUGUAAUAAUUAUGACACAAAAUGAAUAUUAAUGGAGGAUAUUCCUCACAAAAAUAGACUUUGUGAAUCGAGGAGGGACUCAGGAUCAUUGUGUAUCAGUGGGCCAAAGUUAGAUUUUGCUUGCAAGAUUUGCUUUUCAGGCCUGACAAUUAUUUUAAGGCAGAAGUCUAGCUCUAGUCACCUUAUAGGCAUUUGUCUGCUUUUUUAUUUACAUUUCUGUGUUAUCCUCAGAGGGAAGAUGAUAAUAUAUAAAUAAUAUAAUGAAUUCGUCUUUAGUUUCUUAUAAGCAUUUGCCCUCACCAUAGUUUAUGAAACUUUGGGAAAAUUGAAUAUUCAGUAAAAGGUCUCCACCAUCUACUGGAGGAUCUUUGGCCAUCCAUUAAGCUGAUGAAUAAGAAGCACAAUGGUCUCCUUAUACCCAGGCCCACCUGCCCCUGCCCCUGCCCCUGCCCCUGCUCCCAGACUCCACAGUCAACCUAGCUGUCGCCCCAUCUGCACAGUAGAUACCUUGUGCAUCCUGACGACUGAGGACAUCACAUUUGCUGGUUCUUUAAUGAAGUUGCCAUGACCUUCCAGUCAGCCAUACCCUUGAUGCAGCCCUCAGAUUAUAGGAAAGACCUCACCUCGGGUGGAUCCCAGGGGAUCCUCAAGGACCCCCGAGGUUACUAUAGUCAGAUGGCAUCCAGUUCCCUCUGGGGGCCAAAGUUAUGUGGGCAGAGGCUGUUGUCAAAAGCUGGGUGUGCUUUCUGGCAACACUCACCAUAUAGAAAUCCCUAUAUGUAAACCCCAUGUUAAUUUAUUAAAUUUCAGUUGGAAAAGAAGGCAUUGUAUAUGACGAAAUAUGUGUAGAGAGUCAGGCUGUGCAGUGUGCAAACUGCAAGGCAGUUGAGGUAGUUAGAUUAAGAGACUAGAUGAGGCAUAGAAUACUAUCGGUAUGUGUGCAAUUGCAUAAAUAUUAAAUUAUGUUUUUGAAGUACAUUUUCAUUCCUGGAGCUCAGAUAUCAUUUGCUAUUGCUAUAUACUUUAUAUACCCAAGGACAUCGCCUCAGGGUUGCAAGCUCUUUAAGGAAAUUUUAUGCUUAUAUCCGUGUAUUGUAUAGAAGAAUAAAAAUUGAGUUUACUUCACUCAACCUGA
Molecule: messenger RNA, 3502 nt
Organism: Balaenoptera acutorostrata (minke whale)
Lineage: Eukaryota; Metazoa; Chordata; Mammalia; Artiodactyla; Balaenopteridae
Gene: UVRAG
Product: UV radiation resistance associated
Exons: 15
Coding region: 180-2294 (704 amino acids)
Biological process (GO): SNARE complex assembly
Cellular component (GO): lytic vacuole; endosome
Molecular function (GO): SNARE binding
Source: RefSeq, a predicted model, not a curated record